GUCCUCGCAGCUCGCGUUUGCCGUCAAUCCUUUGAGCAGUCGGGUGCAACCAGGAGUGCCCGGGGCCGUGGGUUUAUUUUCCCCCGGGAGUCGGAAUCGGUCACCAACGAACAAUCCCAGCUUUCAGAAGAUGCUCUUCUUUCUGCUGCCUCUCGCGGCUCUCUUGCUGGGCAGAGAAGCGGUAGUCUCCGGUAACAGCAACGACAAAUGGCUGAGCACCGUGGCUCAGUACAACAAGGACAGAUCCUGGAACAGAUUCAGAGAUGAAGUGGAGGAUGACUACUUCAAAAGCUGGGCUCCUGCCAAGUCUGCAGACCAAGUGCGAGAGACUCUACCUGGUAGAUCCGUCGAGUCGGGAGCUAAAAGCCAUUCUGCCUUGGCCAAGAAAACCAUACAGGAUGGCCCAGACGCCACCAAGGAUCCCUGUCUGAAGGUGCACUGUCCUCCUCACAAGGUGUGCGUCAGCCAUGACUACCAGACAGCCAUCUGCACCAAUCACAAGCAGCCAGCUCACAGUGUGAAGCCCAGGAAGGGUAGUAUAGGACACAAGCACACCCUCGAAGCUGGCGCUCAUGGGAAAUGUAGGCUGUGCUCAGGCCUUCAGUCGACGCCCGUGUGUGGAUCUGAUGGACACACCUACUCCUCCAAGUGUAAGCUGGACUUCCAGAGCUGCCUCUCUGUGAAGACAAUCACAGUAAAAUGUGAUGGUCUGUGUCCCUGUCUGCCUGGUCAGGAGUUCAGCAAUCCACUGCACAGCGCUGACAAGCCUGCCUGCACUGACACAGAGCUUCACAGUCUGGCUGCCAGGCUGAAGGAUUGGUUCAGAGUUCUUCACCUUGACGCAAACAGAGAUCUCAAAUCCACUGACAGCUUCGACUCUGCCACUGGACACUUUGACACCAGCAUCUUGCCCAUUUGUAAGGACUCGCUGGGCUGGAUGUUCAACAAGCUGGACAUGAACUUUGACCUCCUGCUGGACCAGUCAGAGCUGAGCGCCAUCUACCUUGACAAGUAUGAACUGUGCAUGAAGCCCCUCUUCAACUCGUGCGACUCCUUCAAGGACGGCAAGCUGUCCAACAACGAGUGGUGCUACUGCUUCCAGAAACCUGAAGGGCUGCCCUGUCAAACCGAGAAGAGCAGGAUCCAGAAUCAGAGUCGAAGGAAGAGCCUCAUAGGCUCUUAUAUCCCUCGCUGCACUGACGAGGGAUACUUCAAACCAACCCAGUGUCACGGCAGCACUGGCCAGUGUUGGUGUGUGGACAAAUAUGGCAAUGAGAUUGCUGGCUCCAGAAAACAGGGCAACCCCAACUGCGACGAGGAUGCGGAGUCAUCAGGGGACUUUGGCAGCGGCGGUGCGGUCAUCCUCCUCGAUGACCAGGAGGAAGAGACGUCACCGAGCGUCCGGAGCCGGCAGAAGAAAAGACGGGGCCGGAUCCACCCAAGAGGAGCCAUAGAGGAUGACGAGGACGAGGGAGACGACAAGGAUGAUGAGAUCGGCUACGUGUGGUAGCUCCGCUUCAUUUUACUCUGCCAUCAGCCCGACCAGGAAACUCCGUUAUCUCAGCACAGAUCUGAAGCCAUUCCAAUGUCUCUUUCUCCACUUGUUACCUUGGCAGCAGUCGAUCUUUUGGCUCCUUACCUUGCUCUUGUAAUCCCCGUCUCUUAUUCAGAUCUCUCUCUCUUCAGUCCACCUCCUCCAACCUCUUCCUUUUCAAGUGUUUCUUCAGACAGAAAACAGAGCGCCUGCUAGAUUUCAACAGCGGUCAUGGCCCCCGUUAGAUUCUGUCCACGUUCUGCUUCUACCUUCCCUCAGACCUCCUUGUGAUCUUUGACCUCUUUUAACAUGAACAUCCUUCUGUUCUCACCAUCACUUCCUCUCAUUCUGUCCUUCAACUCAUUCUGUCCCUCUUCUGUCUUGGUAUGUCCACGUCAGAGCCUCUGGACUGUCUGUGAGCGCAGAUGCAUUCAGCUGAUGUGUUGGAUGUGAAAUAUGUUUCCUGUAAAAAGGAGAGAAUGGAGAUUACGUCCCCCGUUCUUCCAUCAGCAGUUCAUUCUUCAUUCAUUCAUGCUCUGUGUACCACUGUCGGGCUCCUUAGGUGUUCGAUGAGGUUUCCACACAUUGCCACCACACUCCCAGGCAGAUGCUCCCCCCCCCACCCCUCCUUGUUAUCUCACGGACGAUUGUAAAUUACUUAAUCGUUGAUCUGGAAUGUCCAAGAAAGCCCAGGAAGCAAUGAGAUUAAUGAUAUAUUGUUGUUGUUGUUGCAUGUUUCUCAUCGUGUUUAUGUAAAAGAGAGAUUCCCUGGCCAGGUCUAGCUCUAUGCAUCUCAAACAGAAAGUGAUGCCUAUUUGGCUGCUACAAUACUUUGUUGCUAUGUCGAUGCUGUCUAGUGUCUUUUUGGUUCUUCUCCCAAUCUCAGGAGGUAGGAAAUUGCAUUGCAGAGCGAUAGCGGUGUAGAAAAGUGAACUGCAAGGCCUCCAGUCCAAAUCUGUGGUGUCUCAGCCAUCUAUUCUUUUACUGAUUGGUCUGUCGGGCUGUUGAGGCUGUUGAGGCUGUUUGACUGUGCAUGGACACUAAAGGAGAAAGCUGCUCCUGAGCUGGGAGGACACAUGAAGUUGUGCGAGCAGAGAAGAGGCUCUGUUCCGCCUCCCAACAUCGGAUAUGUCUAGUCAUUUGAAAGUGAAAACUUCACCAUGUCAAUUAAGUGAACUUUUAUUUGUAACUUUGACAAUUUAAUUAAAGUGGCACUUUGGGUGUCUUUUGAACCUUA
Messenger RNA from Solea senegalensis (Senegalese sole), 2771 nucleotides. RefSeq names its product SPARC (osteonectin), cwcv and kazal like domains proteoglycan 1 (gene spock1). The transcript has 13 exons. NCBI's taxonomy places the organism in Eukaryota, Metazoa, Chordata, Actinopteri, Pleuronectiformes, Soleidae. Gene Ontology annotation, molecular function: protein binding; calcium ion binding. The record is from RefSeq and is a predicted model, not a curated record. The coding region runs from base 131 to 1510 and encodes 459 amino acids.